AUGACCAAGGACCAUUCUCAGACUGGCUCGUUUCUCCUACAGGAGCCGAGCCUCACCAAGACCCGUGGCCCUUCCCACGCUUGUUCGACUCUCCCACCAGAGCCUCGCCUCACAGUGACUUCCCUCAUCCAGCGCAUGCCUUCGAUGCUUCUCAGCAGAGUGUCGUUCAACGCCACGAGGAACACAGAAGACAUAAUAAUGAGUCUGGAGAUGACGAAGGCGGAGCUCGAAGCACUGUUUCCGACCAGGCUCAGCGGCACGGUCAGAAGCGAGCCCGCAAGAGGAGGAGGCCUGUUCUUCUCAGCGAGACAGAACGUAGCUCAAAGGGAGAAAAAGAUUUUCGAAAGGGACAUCGGAGAUGAUCGUUACUUCUUUACACCGACGCCGGCGUACAAGAUAUUGCCAGUGGAAUUGGCCAACAAAAAGGAGGAAGAAAUUCGGAAAAUUUUCGCGGAAUACCAAACGAAAGACGAAGAUAUUCGUGAGAGUUGGCUGAAGAAAAGAUUGCACAAUCUUAAAAUGGUGCCAAAUCGCGUGGUCAAGCAGCAGCAAUCUGUGGGGCAGCACUCCCGCAGGACUGCAUCGUCGUCUGGAGCAAGCGACGAUGCGACAUUCUUGAAAUUCAGGAAGAACCACAAAAUGCAAGCGUCUGAGCACCGCAAAGUAGUGGACGAAUCCUACGGUCUCUUUUGUUACUUUUUUACUCCAGCGGGGCCUUCCUUUUCGAUGCCCAUUCCGACAUGGGAAAACUAUUUCACGGAACUGGAAAAGCUUAAGAAAGAAUAUGAUGCGGUGAGCGACCCCGAGAAGCAUUUUAAGAAGCGCUUUAAGAGCAUCGCUGCAGCUGCACUUCGUCUAGAGAGAGCCAAGAAAAGAAUUCCAAGACCCAUCUUUGGAGCAUCGCCACAGCUUCAGGCCAUUUAA
Molecule: messenger RNA, 924 nt
Organism: Acaromyces ingoldii
Lineage: Eukaryota; Fungi; Basidiomycota; Exobasidiomycetes; Exobasidiales; Cryptobasidiaceae
Exons: 2
Coding region: 1-924 (307 amino acids)
Source: RefSeq, a predicted model, not a curated record